Leptopilina boulardi is the source of this 1820-nucleotide messenger RNA. RefSeq lists its product as uncharacterized. The transcript is spliced from 6 exons. The record is from RefSeq and is a predicted model, not a curated record. Bases 195 to 1136 code for a protein of 313 amino acids. Lineage: Eukaryota; Metazoa; Arthropoda; Insecta; Hymenoptera; Figitidae.
UGUCAUCUAUCUUUGUGUUUUCAUAGCUAGAGUAAGACAGAAGACUGGUCUUUCUCUAGCUAUGAUAACACAAAGACUUUGUUGGAAAUAUUCGGCAUUAAAAUAAUACAUCAUUUAGCUGUACUCGACGUUUUAAAGUGUGUUUUGUCUUGUGCCUCAACUGAAUUAAUUAAAAUUUAAAAAAAGCAAGUACAAUGGAAAAAGUUAUAUCCGGAAUUAGCCUAACAUCAAACGACGAAAUGGAUUCCUUUCUUCCAGGGGACAACUCAAUUUUAGUAACUGGAGUUAUAGUGAGAUUAGAUCCGCCUUAUAAACGAAGAUCAUUGAAAUUUGAUUCUUCAACAACAAAAACUGACAAAAAUGAUAAAACACCAUUCAGGUGUAUUUUGAGUAAUAUGUCGGGCAGGUUUAUUCGCAUAUUAUUUUGGUCACCAAGGAAACAGGAAUUCGAAGGCUCUGUUUUAAAGCAGAUAAUUAGGAUUUCAAGAACUCACGUCUUAUUAGCAAAUGCAAUGUAUAACAAAGGAAGAGAGGAUCUAAUGGAGAUAGAGCUCUCGGUUCAAAAGCACACAGUCGUCGAAUUAUUGGGGCCAAUGCCAACGGAAGAAGAGGAGAUAAUGUAUGAAGAAACAGAAUUUAAAAAUAUUGGAUCGUCAGUAGGAAAAUUAAUUUCCAUUGAGGGAUACGUGAGGACACCAAUUGAACAAAUAAUAUCCAAUAAUGCAACAUAUGGUAGCGGUGCAAUAACCGAUUUUCAUUAUCGUAUACCAGUCAACGUAACACAAUAUGACAGCAAUUCAACAGUACCAUUAGGUGCGCACGUACGAGUGAAAGGACGAUUAAGGGUUAAUGAAUAUAAUACGAUCAUCUUUCAAGUGCCGAAUAGAGAGCACAUACUUAUUCUUGGCGAUAAAUAUUUAUCACAUAUGGAAAUGAAACUUAGGUUUCAUGUAUUGAAACCCAAAAAUAUCGAGAUGAAUGAUCUUUCAGAAGAAAAUGGAAAUCUCAUGCUUCGAAAAAAAUCUUCUCAUUCUCCUGACAACACCAGAAUUCCGUCAAAGAUUUCUAAAAACAACGACAAUGCAGCAGUAACAGAUGAAGAUAAAGAAGACAUUAACUUUGAUUUAUUUCUUUAAAUAAUUUUUAUAUAAUGAAAAAUGACACAUUUCAGUGUUUUUCUACUAAAAAAAUUUAAGUAUUAUUAGAUAUAUAAAUAUAUAAAAAACGAUUAAAAGAUAUGAAAACUGUUAAAUUUAAAAAAAGAGAUUUUAAGUUUAUUAUUAUUUUAAUAAUUAAAUUAUGAUUUUUAUUAUAUUAUGAAAAAUGACACAUUUCAGUGUUUUUCUACUAAAAACAUUUCAGUAUUAUUAGAUAUAUGUGUCCUGACGCGGUGAAAGGGACCUUAUGAUACAAUAGCAAAUUGUACUUUUGAAUGUUCAUAAUAAAAAAUGAAUUGAACAAAAUAAUUUCUAGUUUUUGGAAAUGAAAGAGCAACUCAAAUAAUUUGAUUUCCAAAAAUUAGAAAUUAUUUUGUUCAAUUCAUUUUUUAUUAUGAACAUUUAUAGUACAAUUUUCAAUUGGACCAUAAGGUUCCUUUCACCGCGUCAGGACACAUAUAUAACAAUAUUAGAAGUAUUAUUAGUUCUACAAAAGAUUAAAAGAUCUGAAAACUGUUAAAUGUAAAAAAGAGAUUUCAAGUUUAUUAUUAUUUCAAUAAUAAUUAAAUUAUGAUUUUUCAUUAAGAAUUAGACACAUUUCAGUGUUAUAUUAAAACACAUUUAAGUGUUAGAUACAUAUAAUUAUAUACAAUAUAUUAAAAC